AUGCGAUCACAAUGGCUCACUCUGGGGCUCGGUUUUCUCAUCCUUGGUUCCGUCUGGCUCACGUCAACACAGAUUAGAACGCUCGGCGCAGGCUGUGCUGGUGAUCGCGGUCCUGCUCAAGCUCCUGUCGAGGAGUUGUCGGAUGUGUCGCGCUCCAGGACUGUGCAUCUUUGCAUUUGCAGCGAUGAUCCAGACUUUCGCCCCGCUGUGGUGGCCAUUCGGUCGGCAGUGUCAUCAUCGCCGCAGUCGCAUCGGUUUGUGUUUCACUUUGUCACAACGCAAGAGCUGUCAACUCGCUUCCUCAACGUGGCGAAGCUGCAGCUUCCCGGCAUACGCGUAGAGGUACAUGCUGAUGAGGAGCUGCAGCUGGCUAUCCAAAGCCGCAUCUUGUUUCGGAAGGGAGCAGGUCGGAAGGUCUUGGCAAGUCCAUUCAACUUUGCACCGUUCUACUUGCCGCACUUUUUGUUGGCUUCAAGCCAGACCUUCCACGCACAAACGGAGAGGCUGAUAUACUUCGAUGCAGACAUUGUUAUUCUCGGUGAUCUCGCCCAGCUCUUUGACAUGGACAUGCAGGGAAAAGUCUGUGCUGCCGUGCCUUACUGCCAUCAACGGCUCAAAACAUACAUCAACUUUGACGUCCUCCACAGCCUCGGCCAUGAAGGGAUCGACCCGGAUUCCUGCAUCGCAAACCGAGGGCUUCUUCUCAUUGACGUUCCAGUUUGGAGUGCCAUGAAGAUCACAGAGUCAAUAGAAAACUGGUUGGAUGUGUAUCGCGCUUCCGACGUGGACCUUUGGGUCGGUGGCAUGUCCCAGCCACCAUGGCUGCUUGCCAUGAACGGAAACUAUACGCGCCUGUCGGAUGAUUGGAACUGCAACAGCUUGGGGCGACAUUCCAUGAUCCCGGCGGAGGCGGCUGUCCUCCGAAAUCUCGGGUUUGAAGACACUCACCUACAGGAGCUGCAUGUGGAGCCUGUUGCCAACGGUUUGAACCCAUAUGUUGUGCUUUGCAGCAGCACCGGAAGAAUAUUGCAUUAUAAUGGUGCCAUGAAGCCGUGGCUACUUGACAGCGACACAAUUUCAGUUCCAGUGUGUACGCUUCCAGAGUCGCUGAUGCAGUACAACUUUCAGUGGGUGAAGGAGUUGCAAAUUCGAGAGGCCACUUACAAGUUUGUCACUUGUUCCGAGAUUUGGGCGCUGUUCAUGUCAGAUGACAUGCUUUACAGCGAGCCCAGAAACGGAACAGAGACUUCAGAAGAAAAGGCGAAGCGAGAGGAUGCCAAGGAGUGGGCCAACAGGCUCAAGUUUGUAAAGGAAAAGAAAAAGAAGGAACGAGAGAUUGCGCAGGAGCAGCAGCAGAAGGCGAAGGAAAAGAAGCUUGCUGGCGAUUUCGUCACGGGCCAGACAGUCGUGGCUACCCACGAUAUCUCCGUACGUGGCAAGAUCGCUGUGAAGAAGGGUUGGGAGGGUGUGGUGCAGGGACCUUCGCUGAAUCAUCCUCAAGAACGGCUUAACGUCCUUUUCAAGGAGAGGCGUGACAAGAAGACCUUGUCCAUCAAUGUGCUUCCCUUCGAGGUGCGGCAUCCCAAAGACGCGGAUGAUUGA
Messenger RNA from Symbiodinium sp. CCMP2456, 1602 nucleotides. The record is from the annotation of a GenBank genome assembly. Lineage: Eukaryota; Dinophyceae; Suessiales; Symbiodiniaceae.